Messenger RNA from Engraulis encrasicolus (European anchovy), 367 nucleotides. RefSeq names its product ribonuclease-like 3. Gene Ontology annotation, biological process: defense response to Gram-negative bacterium; angiogenesis; defense response to Gram-positive bacterium. Gene Ontology annotation, molecular function: RNA nuclease activity; nucleic acid binding. The record is from RefSeq and is a predicted model, not a curated record. The transcript has a single exon. Lineage: Eukaryota; Metazoa; Chordata; Actinopteri; Clupeiformes; Engraulidae. Bases 5 to 343 code for a protein of 112 amino acids.
CCUGAUGAGGAUGCAAAGCCUGCUGCUUCCCCUGCUGCCCCUUGCAGCUGCGGCCCAGAGGGCUCAGGGCCAGACACCAGAGGUCAAGGAGCGCUACAACAAGCUUGUCAAACAGCACAUCAACGGCAACAUGAACGAGUACAUCUGCGACCGUGAGAUAAGCACGCGCAAGAUCACGCAGACAGGCAGCAACGACUGCAAGGAGACCAACACCUUCAUCCAGGCCUCCUCUCAGCUGGUGACGCGCAUCUGCGGAGAUGCAGGGACACACUACCGUGACAAUCUGUUCAAGAGCAACCAGCCCUUUCCCAUCGUAAUCUGCAAGCACACUGGAGGAUGGUGAUACCCCAAGUGUACAUAUCUGGGC